CGUCGAGAAGGUCUUUCUCUGUGACAUCUAGUUCAUCCGAAUUGUUUCCCCCGCGCGAGUACCACAUUAAAUUUCAUAUUUUCUGGUGUUAUUUUACCCAUCGUUCAACAUGACAACUGUGACACCCGAGCCUUUUGAAGAUGACAAGCUAGUUCCUCUGGCUGUUGUCGGGAUGGCUUUUGAGUUUCCCCAAGAGGCCACUUCGGUUGAAAGCUUUUGGGAAAUUAUCCGUGAAGGGAGGUCUACAAGUUCAGAGUUUCCUCCAGAUCGUCUAAAUAUAGAUGCCUUCUACCACCCAGACGGAAACCGUCCAAGUACACUACCUCUCCGUGGUGGACAUUUUGUCAAAGAAGGCCUUGGGACUUUUGAUGCCCCUUUCUUUUCCAUAACGCCAGGGGAAGCGGCAUGUAUGGAUCCCCAACACCGGCGAAUGCUUGAGAUCGCAUAUCACGCUAUAGAGGACGCUGGUAUCCCUAUUGAAAGAUGUACUGGUUCGGAUACAUCAGUAUACACAGGUUGCUUUACGAACGACUAUCUAAGUAUCUUGCAACAGGAUUAUGACGCGGAACAGAGACACGCCGCAAUGGGCAUCUCGCCCGCAAUGUUGGCGAAUCGUAUAAGCUGGUUCUUCGAUUUUAAAGGGACAUCCAUGAACUUGGACUCAGCCUGUUCUAGUAGUCUAAUCGCUCUUCACCUUGCAUGUCAAGAGUUGCGCCUUGGGAAUUCGUCCAUGGCCCUUGUCGGGGGAGCUAAUCUAGUUUACCACCCCAACUUUAUGAAGAUCAUGUCGGAUUUCAAUUUUCUGUCCAGUGAUAGCCGCUGCUGGAGCUUUGAUGAGCGCGCCAAUGGCUACGCACGUGGCGAAGGCAUUGCUAUGGUUGUGGUAAAAAGACUAGAUGAUGCUUUGAGAGAUGGAAAUACCAUUCGCGCCGUGAUUCGUAACACUGGAUCCAACCAGGACGGCAAGACUCCGAGCAUCACCCAACCAAGCCAGGUUGCGCAAAUCAAUCUUAUCACGAGGACCUACCAACAAGCCUGCAUUGACAUGGAACCCACCCGAUUCUUUGAAGCACAUGCUACAGGUACCGCAGUUGGCGACCCUAUUGAAGGAAAUGCUAUUGGAGAAGCGUUUAGGGAAUAUAGGAACUCACAUGAUCCGUUAUAUAUUGGCGCUGUCAAGGCAAAUAUUGGUCAUCUUGAGGGCUGCAGUGGCUUGGCUGGUAUCAUUAAGACGAUACUGGUACUAGAAUAUGGAGUGAUACCCCCAAUCGCAGGGUUUAAAACUCUUAAUAAGCGGAUAGACUCAAAGCGCCUACAUCUAGCAUUUCCAACAGUUCCCACUGCUUGGCCAUUGGUCGACAUCCGUCGGGCUUGCGUAAAUUCGUUCGGCUUCGGUGGAACUAAUGCGGUUGCUAUCCUCGACGAUGCUUAUAACUAUCUGAGGCUUAGGGGUCUUCGAGGAGAUCAUCGAACUCAUUAUAGGCAACUUACUACUAAGCAAGCAUCAAACCGUGUUAUGUUGAACGGUCGAAUACUAGCAAAUGAAUUACCUCAACAUCUCAGUAAGCUACCAUACAAUGGGGAGGACAUUACGAAUAAUGCUCGUGGUGUGGCUUCUGAUAUGUCAGGCUUUAUCUUCAAUGAUGUUGAGGCAAAUGGCUACGAUAGAGAAAGGGAGGAAAUCUCGGCAAAGCUAGAGCCUUCUACUCUGGGAAGAGACACACUUAGAAACGGCGACAUACUGGAUAGCCUUGGAAUAAUAAUCCCUAAACUUCUGGUUUGGUCCGCUCCUGACCGCCAAGGGUUAGAAAGGCUAUCUAGAGCCUAUCAUGAGUAUCUAGACAAGGAUACAGUUGAGUUGGAUAAUGUGGCUUAUAACUUAGUUGUCAGAAGAAGUCACUUUACUUGGAGAAGCUUUGCGGUUAUCGACCCGGAAAAGUUUAUCUCGUCUAAAGAAAUCGAAUCGCCCGAGCCGAUAAAGGGUUCAACAAAUAACCCCCAAGUUAUCUUCGUCUUCACGGGACAAGGGUCUCAGUACCUGGGUAUGGGCCGCCAACUUCUUGCCUAUCCGGUUUACCGAGGUAGUCUUGAGAACUGCGAAGAGUAUUUGAAACAGCUAGGCUGCCAAUGGUCCCUCCUUGAUAUAGUCAAUUGCAGGCAGGAUGGCAUACCAAUCGACUCUCCAGAGUACAGCCAACCUCUAAUCACAUGCCUACAGAUUGCUCUCGUGGAUCUGUUGCAAAGCUUAGGCGUUAUUCCCAAACUCGUUAUAGGCCAUUCCUCGGGGGAAAUUGCCGCUGCAUAUUCAUCGGGUGCUUUAUCAAAAUCAUCUGCUGUAAGAGUAGCUUACUACAGGGGUCAGCUAUCGUCUCACCUGGUCGCCAGAGUACAAGGCCUCGGUAUGAUGGCAGUGGGCAUGGCGAAACAUGAUGUGCAACAAUAUAUUGACCGCUUGAAUAGCCUUGAUGGAAGGUUGGAUGUUGAGAUUGGCUGUAUGAACAGCCCUAAAAACGUUACAUUGACCGGAAACGCUCAACAGCUCGCUGUCCUCAAAGAAUGGCUUAAAGACGAUGGUUUCUUUGCGCGAACUCUACCAAUCCCAAUGGCAUAUCACUCCCACUUCAUGAACGGAGUCAAGAAUGAAUAUACUCAUGUUAUUAAGGAUCUUGAUGCUGGCCGGAGCUCUGGGUUUGUUCCUAUGAUUUCUUCAGUAUCAGGAGAUCUAGCGACGGCGACAGAACUCAUCUCGGCUGAGUAUUGGGUUCGUAAUUUGACAUCGCCUGUUGAUUUUGAGGCCGCAUUUUCCAAGCUUCUUACUAUGAUUAAUCGAAAACCGCGCAAGCGGCUAGGAGAACGGAUAGCCUUGGAUUAUACGGACGUGACACAUGUUCUCGAAAUUGGACCACAUCACGCUCUCCGCAGUUCUAUACGCGAGAACAUACAGGCUUUUAUCGGUGUAAGGAAACCAACGUAUAUAUCCUCACUUAUUCGUGGCGAGGAUGCCGUUAUUUCUCUACUAAAGAUGGCAGGCGGUAUGUACUGCGCUGGAUAUCCCGUGGAUUUACUAAGCGUAAACGGGCUUGAGGAAUGCCCUAGGCCCCUAACCCCUGGUUUGCCUCGAUAUACGUUCAACCAUUCCCUGAUUUACUGGCGGGAAAGUUCUCUAAGUCGAAACUUUCGAUUUAGAGGAGCUCCCCGGCAUGAACUACUCGGAUCUCGCAGCUUAGACUGGAAUCCUGAUAUGGCCCAGUGGCGUAACAUUAUCAGGCUGGACGAGCUUCCUUGGCUUGAAGACCAUAAAAUUGGAGGCAUGAUAGUAUUUCCCGCAGCCGGCAUGAUAGCCAUGGCAGUCGAAGGCCUCCGACAACUCAUUGAUGGCCCACUCCACGGAAUCUAUGUAAAAAAGGUUAAUUUUUUACACGCCAUUAGCCUGCCUCAAGAGGUAGCCAGUAUUGAAACUCAAUUAACAAUAUCACGGCCGCUCCAAGGCAGUUCCACAAUAUGGUCUGUAUUUCGACUUUUCGUCCAAGAAAAUGGCAGUUACAUAGAAUGCUGCAACGGAAAAAUUCGAGCCGUUCUUGACGCAGAAGACCGAAGUCGAGUCAUCUCCUCCGGACCAUGGAAACGCAAUGGCAUGCCGAGUGACUGGGUCAGGAAUAUUAAAAUGGCCUGUGGAGGAGCCGAAGUAGACCCUUACGAAAUGCCCGCCGGUAUUGAAGUCCAAUAUGGGCCGACGUUCCAAAAUCUUCGUCGUUUGAGGCUAGGCAUCGGAGGUGAAGUUACGGCUGAAGUCGACACUGAGUCAUGGAAGUCGAAGAAUAUAAGCAAGACUACCCCAUCUUUUGCUGUUCAUCCUACAACUCUAGAUGCCCUCGCACAACCUUUGCUACUAGCCCUCCUAGCACAACGGCGGGGGGACUUACCUACGAUGGUGCCGGUCUACGUUUCUACAAUAUGGAUCGAUUGUUGUACCGAAGAUCUACACCAAGGGAAUAUUGCAGUUGCCGCCAGGUGUAAGUUUUUUGGCUAUCGUGGUGGCUACGCCGAUGUGCUUGCAUCUGCCAUGAAUGAGAGCAAUCCACUUAUCUAUAUGGAAGGAUUGGAAACAUCUUUCAUCAGCGUAGGAUCAUCUAGUCAAAGCCAAGCUAUGCAGCCGCGUAGGCUGUGUGCAAGGUUGAUCUGGAAACCAGAUCACGAUAUGAUGACUCGCGAGCAAAUUCUAGCAUAUUGUACCCGAGAUAGACCUAAGCAAGAAGAUGAUGCGGUGAAGUCAUAUCGCUCACUGAUACUCGCCAUAUUGUGUUUCAUAGAGCAGACGCUUGCAAAAGUCAGCCAGGAUAAAAAUAUGGUGUUGGAGCGACAUCUGGACUCAUACGUCGACUGGAUGCGGUACCAACAACGUCGGCUUCAUACGGGCAAGUCGUUAGUAACAUACGAAUCGGUUUUGCAACUUCUGAAUGACCGCGAAGCCCAAGAUCAACUCAACCAGCAAAUAGAAAAUUCGGGGAUAGAUGGCUUCUUUUUUAUUCAGAUCGGCCGACAAGUCAUUCAGAUGCUCUAUGGCAAGGUUGACCCUCUUGACUUUAUGUUUCGAGAAGGACUAGCCAACAAAUACUACGAAAAAAUGUUAUCCAACCACCAUCAUGCCUAUCCUGCCUCCCAGUACGUCGACCUCUUAUGUUUCAAGAACGCGAGGAUGAAUAUUCUGGAGGUUGGUGCGGGGACGGGAGGUCAAACGAUGUGCCUACUAGAAUCAAUGAGCAGCAACGGCGUGAACAAAUGGGCAAAGUAUGACUAUACAGAUAUUUCGCCAGGGUUUUUCAAUCAAGCCAGGGAAAAGUUCCACUACCCAAACAUGAAUUUUCGGAUCUGCGAUAUCUCGAAGGAUCCAAUUUCGCAAAAUUAUGAGCCUGGUAGCUACGAUUUAGUGAUUGCUUCACACGUACUCCACGCAACGAACAAACUUGCUGAAUCGAUUCAAAACAUUCGAAAACUCCUCAAAACUGGCGGCAAGCUGCUUCUCUUUGAGACGACACGUCCAGAUGCGAUCCCUGUCGGCUUUGCAUUUGGCCUCUUGAAGGGUUGGUGGGACCCGCUUGACUACGAGCCUCGGUCACCAUACAGCCCAUGCUUGACAGUUGAGCAGUGGGACAUGCUCUUGAAGCAAGGAGGAUUUUCCGGUGUAGAUUUGGACAUCCCAGGACAGGAAGAACCAUACAGUCGAGAUAGCAGUAUUAUCAUCUCGACUGCUGAGAGCCAGAACGACGAAAUAAAGCAGCCUCUGUGUGAGGUGAAUCUUGUUGUGAACAACCAUGUAGAGGCUCAAUCCCUGAUGGCAAGGACCCUCGAGAAUGGGCUAUCUAGAAGUGAACGUCUCUUAUGGAAACGAUACUCUCUGGCGCAACUUGCUGAAGCGAAAAUUCCCGAGUCCGCUUUGACAAUAUUCCUUGAAGAAAUAGACGCGACCUUCCUUGAGGGGAUCUCGGAAAUAGAUUAUGCUAGCUUUCAAACCAUUUUGGUACGGUCCAAAACAGUCCUAUGGGUCGCCAAAGCACUGCCACCUGGAGGAAUUGAACCCAGACAUCACCUUGCCCAUGGGCUGGGUCGCACCCUAAUGUCUGAAGAUUCAGACUAUAAAUUUGUUACACUAUGUUUCGAAGAUUUCGAGUUUGAUGUUACCCAGGCGACUGAAACAAUCUACAAGAUCGUGGGAUACCUUCGUAGCUUGCCAGUGGAGAAGGUCGAAACUAAUUACGUUGCUACUCAUAAUACUCUCCAGAUAUGCCGCAUUUCAGAAAAUGUCGAGAUGGAUACUAUUGUUCAACAGGCAAACCUACCAUGGCAAGUGCAAGAGUGCCAACUGACUGUUAAAAAAAUGUUCAACUUUGCAAAGGUGAGCUUGGCCGUCUGGAUUCGAUCCAGUGGCUUGAAAGCGAAGAACAGGAAGCCUCAGCUUAACGAAGCUGAAAUAGGCACUGAGUGUGCUGGAUUGGUUAUGGAGGCUGGAAGUAAAUCCGGAUUUCAGACCGGCGACCGGGUCUGCCUCAUUUCGACGGCUUCAGCACGGUCUAUCAUCAGAGGCAAAGCAGGCGCUAUUGUCGCUAUUCCGUCACAUAUGAGUUUCGCCGAGGCAGCAUCAUUGCCUACUGCACUGUGGGUAUCUUACCAAGCCAUUGUCAACCUAGCAAAUUUACAGAGUGGUCAGACUGUGCUCAUUCAUCAAGGGGCGAGUUGUGUGGGACAGAUGAUGAUUCAGACGGCAAAAAAACUAGGCGCACGUGUGCUUGCCACUACCAGCUCCAUGUUUGGGAGGAAGUUCAUCUACGACGAAUUUCAAAUUCCGGAAGCGGAUAUUUUCUGUGCUAGCGACGCUACAAUUGUACUUGAGAUAAACCGGUGUACUCAAGGACAGGGAGUCGACGCUAUUGUUGGGGCGCUCUCGGCAAACGGCGCAGGCGAGACUGUGGAUUUAGUACCAUGUCUGUCACCUUCCGGUCGACUUGUUGAUACCAGUUCAUUGAACGGAUCCUCCGGUAUUGUUAUGCCCUUGAAUACGUCAAGGUCAUCAGUCAAUAUGAUUAGCCUACUGCAGGAGAGGCCGACCCUAGCUCACGAUAUCUUUCAACGGGCAAUGAAAAAAGCGUUUGAUGAACGACUUCGACCACCACAGCCAAUUCGAAGUUUCUCAGCAGCCGACGCCGGAAAAGCCUUCCGUCAGUUCCAAGUCUCAGAUGCGCUGGGUAAAAAUAUUAUCGAGCUUAAUUCGGAUACUAUUGUUAUGGCCAAUGUCAAGACAAUUCCCCGGUGCAAGCUCUAUCCCGAUGCCACUUACGUUAUUAGUGGAGGGUUGGGUGGACUUGGGAGGAGUAUUGCACGGUGGAUGGUUGACCGCGGAGCACGAAAUCUCAUUCUCCUCUCACGAUCCGGCGUAAAAUCGCAGGCAGCCAAAGAUCUUAUCAGAUACCUUGAGGGGAGGCACAUAUGUGUCGUGACGCCCGCCGUCGAUAUCAGCGACCUGGUUACACUUAGGCAUGUCCUUAAGACUUUGGAAAAGACCAUGCCUCCAAUCCGGGGCUGCAUUCAAGCUACGGUAGCUCUCAGGGAUAACCUUUUCCCUAACAUGACGUAUCAUGAUUGGAUCGUUGGCACAAAUUCUAAAGCGAAGGGUUCCUGGAAUCUGCAUUCUGUACUCCCUUCUGGCCUCGACUUCUUCGUACUCCUUGCUUCCUUGAAUGGUAUUUUGGGAGGACGUGCACAAGCCAAUUAUGCGGCCGGCAACACAUUCAAAGACGCGCUCGCUCACUACCGCAUUUCUCUCGGCGAGAAAGCAAUAUCCAUCGACUUAGGGCUAAUGGCCACCGAAGGCAUUGUCGCAGAAAAUGCUGACCUACUUGCUAGUAUGCGUCGCAUCGGACAUCUUAUGGAUAUUAACCAGGGAGAACUGGUUGCCCUGUUAGACUAUUACUGCGACUCCGCGCUGCCGAUAUUAUCACAUGAUAAAGCACAAAUUCUGGUCGGGCUUGAGACACCUAGCGCAGUACGUGCAAAGGGCAUAGAUAUUCAUCAUGCCAUUCACAGGCCAUUAUUCCAGCAGCUGUUCAGCCUAGAUUCGGGCAGUUUGCAAUCAUCGGGCCAGCAAGCAACCAUCAGCUAUGCUGCGGUCCUGAAAGAGGCCACGUCGAGAGAGGAGGCCUCAGUAAUGGUGACGGGGUGGUUACAGGCCAAGAUCGCGCAUACUCUGGGCCUGCAAGAGGAAGACGUUGAUCCAACAAAACCAAUCCAUACAUAUGGUAUCGACUCGUUGGUGGCGAUUGACUUGAAAAACUGGUUUUCAAAGGAGAUAGGAGCGGAUAUACAGGUAUUCCUUAUGCUAGGAAACCAAACCUUGGAAGCAGUAGCAAGAGAAGCGGUAAAAGGAAGUAAGUUUAUGGUACGGUUUGACACAAAAUAA
Molecule: messenger RNA, 7951 nt
Organism: Daldinia loculata
Lineage: Eukaryota; Fungi; Ascomycota; Sordariomycetes; Xylariales; Hypoxylaceae
Product: lovastatin nonaketide synthase
Exons: 8
Coding region: 110-7951 (2613 amino acids)
Biological process (GO): secondary metabolite biosynthetic process; fatty acid biosynthetic process
Molecular function (GO): phosphopantetheine binding; oxidoreductase activity; fatty acid synthase activity
Source: RefSeq, a predicted model, not a curated record